GGGCGCGCGCGGCUCUCCCGCGGCUUGCGGGGCGACAUUUGGAACUAGAAUAAUCCGCGGAGCGAGCGGACCGAGCAGCCCGUCCCCCCCGGAGGGGAGGUUUCCGCCAGCUACGUCGCGGCAUCACUUUCUUGUACUCCUAACGCAGGAACGUUUUGGGGGGUUGGUUUGUUUGUUUGGGGGGGGGGGUUACGCCCCCGCUGCCCGGUUUUUGUUUUUGUUGGAGGUCGAGAGUGGCCGUUCUCGACCGCGUUCUCCCGCACCAUCCCCACUAGUUCAGCGGCGGGUCCUAGUUCGCGGUAGAGCGGAGGGAUAUGCGCUCCGCCUCUCCGGGCUGCUUGUCUCCGGGAGCAGUCAAUGGCACGGGACAGCGAGGGGGACGGCAGAGCGGCGGAAGACCGGGCAGAGGGAAGGCUCCGCGGGACGAGGAGCCCGGCCGGCGAGAGAGAAAGGAAGAAGGGGGAAUGACUGAAAAGCCUCGCGUCCACUCUCACGGGAAGCCCAUGGAGUGAAGCUCAUUUGCUGCACUGGUGAGAGCCAAACCAGGGGAGGAGAAGCUGGGAAUCAUUGGGUUCCUUUUGCUAUAGUUGUGCCGAUUGACUUGCAUUUGUGAAAGCUGCUCUCCGGCCACUGUUACGGACUAGUCCCCCUCCCCGCUCCUCCCCUUCCAUAGUAGUGACCCAGGUCCAGCCAGCUUGCUGCAGGGCCCUUCCUGAGCAGCAGCAGCUGCGUCCUGCUUGCUGCCUCUCCUCCCUCCCUUGGCUUCCUGUCCUUGGUCACACAAGGCUAUAGCCUCCUCUUCACUACCACACCCCUCAUCUUCACCGAACUCUCCUCUACACACAGGCGUACAAAGACACUCACGCUCUCAAGAAUCCCCUGCGCACAGUUGAACACACUCUGACACCGAGACACUAUAAAGGCAACUUGCUGUAGCUGAAGUUCAUCAGCUUGGGACUAAAUACCUAGUGUUCUCCUUGGAUAGAUUGGUCUGUCCUGGUUCAGCAAGUCACUACAUUAAGUUCCUCACUAUCCCUACACUACAACCUCCAGCAUGACUUCUAUGUCCAGUCUCUUCUCUUUCACAAGUCCGGCGGUCAAACGCCUCCUCGGCUGGAAACAAGGCGAUGAGGAAGAGAAGUGGGCCGAGAAGGCGGUGGACGCACUGGUGAAGAAGCUCAAGAAGAAGAAAGGUGCCAUGGAGGACCUGGAGAAGGCCCUGAGCAGCCCCGGGCAGCCCAGCAAGUGUGUGACCAUCCCAAGGUCUCUGGAUGGCCGGUUGCAGGUGUCCCACAGGAAAGGCCUGCCCCACGUGAUCUACUGCCGUGUGUGGCGCUGGCCCGACCUGCAAUCCCACCAUGAGCUCAAGCCCUUGGAGGUGUGUGAAUACCCAUUUGGCUCCAAACAGAAGGAGGUCUGCAUCAACCCCUAUCACUACAAGCGAGUGGAGAGUCCCGUGCUUCCUCCCGUCUUGGUGCCACGUCACAGCGAGUUCAACCCCCAGCACAGCCUGCUGGUGCAAUUCCGCAACCUCACCCACAACGAGCCGCACAUGCCCCUCAAUGCCACCUUCCCCGAGUCCUUCCAGCAGCCGCACAGUGGGGGCAGCAGUGGUGGAGGAGGAGGAGGAGGCUCCUUCCCCAUCUCUCCCAACUCCCCUUACCCGCCUUCCCCAGCUAGCAGUGGCACCUACCCCAACUCUCCUGCCAGCUCGGGGCCCUCCAGUCCAUUCCAGCUCCCAGCUGACACCCCGCCCCCGGCCUACAUGCCCCCUGAUGAGCAGCUAGGCCAGGAGAGCCAGUCCAUGGAGACCAGCAGCAGCAGCCUGGUGCCUCAGAACAUGCCUAGGGGAGAUGUGCAGCCGGUGGAGUACGAAGAGCCCAGCCACUGGUGCUCCAUUGUCUACUAUGAACUCAACAAUCGCGUGGGUGAGGCCUACCAUGCUUCGUCAACCAGUGUGCUUGUGGAUGGCUUUACAGACCCCUCCAACAACAAGAACCGCUUCUGCCUCGGCCUGCUGUCCAACGUCAACCGCAACUCCACCAUCGAGAACACCCGCCGACAUAUUGGCAAAGGGGUGCACCUGUACUACGUGGGCGGAGAAGUGUACGCCGAGUGUCUCAGCGACACCAGCAUCUUUGUUCAGAGCCGCAACUGUAAUUACCACCACGGCUUCCAUCCCACCACUGUCUGCAAGAUCCCCAGCGGCUGUAGCCUCAAGAUUUUCAACAACCAGGAGUUCGCCCAGCUCCUGGCCCAGUCAGUAAACCACGGCUUCGAGGCGGUUUACGAGCUCACCAAGAUGUGCACUAUCAGGAUGAGCUUUGUCAAAGGCUGGGGAGCUGAAUAUCACCGGCAGGAUGUCACUAGCACCCCCUGUUGGAUAGAGGUUCACCUGCACGGACCCCUUCAGUGGCUGGACAAGGUGCUGACACAAAUGGGCUCGCCUCUCAAUCCCAUCUCGUCUGUCUCCUAAUGACGAUCCCCGGGGUCGAUCUGGAGGUCUUCUUGAAUUUUUUUUUUUUAACAGUUACUUUUUGUGUUCUUUUUGUUUCCCCUUGGUGAUUUAUAAUUUAAGGUGGUCUUAACGGCUGAACUGUUUACACUUAACCGUAGGAAGGGUUGUUGAACUCCGCCUUAAGAAACAGCGGCAAGCCAGAAUCUGGUUGUUGUUACAGAGUAAUGUUACCGGCGUACACGUCGGUGGGGCGGGAAUAACCCCGAAGUAGCGGCGAGGAAAUGGACGCACUACCGCUCGACGACACCACCACCAUCUGCAUCUAAUGAGGGCAUGAAUGUUCAGCAUGGACCUGAUGAAAGUUCUUCUUUUUUUUUUAACUUUCCUUUUCGUCGUUUUCUCAAAUGAUUUUAUCUACGUAUGUGUAGUUUUUGAACAAGUCGUUAAUCACUAUUCUGCCUUACUUCAGUCAGGAAACUCGGAGUCGUACUGAACACUUUUUUUUUUCUUACAUCCUUGUCUAAAACUUCAGAUAUUUACAGCUAAGAUAUAGCUACGAUCAUUGUUUACUUCUAGGCUCAGAUAUUAUCGAUUGCUUCCCUUUUUUUAUAGUAUGUACUGCUAGAAACGAACACUGAGCUGACGCCUUGUAACAAAGUAUCCGCGCGGCCCGAUUCUUUGACGUGGGAGAUCAUUCACUGAGCAGAUUUAACAUGCCAUAAGCUAAUAAUGAAUGUUACAUCUGUGGCGAUAGAAGUAGUCGUCUGUGACAUAAUCGGACUCCCCGAUUACUGAUUCUCGCUUGUUCUUUGGAGUUAAAGUGAAAAAGCGACUGUACUUUCCAUACUCACUGUAUUAACCAUGUUGUGCACUCAGUGGUUUUUGUGGAGGCAUACUACUUUUUGGUGUGGGUACCAAGGCAUUAUGUUGAUAGAUGAUUGACUUCAGUAGCACAACAAAAUAAACACAGGAUAUUUGGUAACAACGACAGAUUGUGAGUCAUUUAUUAGUUCCCCCCUGUUGUAGGAAGAAGGCCACUUUAUCUGACCUUGUAGUCUUAGUACAACUGUGUUCGCUGCGUGUAAGCCAUCCUGUUGUGUAGGGGCAGUGGGCAGCUGCAACGCCUG
This is a messenger RNA of Lampris incognitus (smalleye Pacific opah), 3585 nucleotides long. RefSeq names its product SMAD family member 5 (gene smad5). Lineage: Eukaryota; Metazoa; Chordata; Actinopteri; Lampriformes; Lampridae. The record is from RefSeq and is a predicted model, not a curated record. Gene Ontology annotation, biological process: anatomical structure morphogenesis; SMAD protein signal transduction; transforming growth factor beta receptor signaling pathway. Gene Ontology annotation, cellular component: heteromeric SMAD protein complex. The transcript is spliced from 7 exons. Gene Ontology annotation, molecular function: DNA-binding transcription factor activity, RNA polymerase II-specific; RNA polymerase II cis-regulatory region sequence-specific DNA binding; I-SMAD binding. The coding region runs from base 1055 to 2476 and encodes 473 amino acids.